Molecule: messenger RNA, 1599 nt
Organism: Papaver somniferum (opium poppy)
Lineage: Eukaryota; Viridiplantae; Streptophyta; Magnoliopsida; Ranunculales; Papaveraceae
Product: ABC transporter I family member 1-like
Exons: 4
Coding region: 673-1347 (224 amino acids)
Biological process (GO): cytochrome complex assembly
Molecular function (GO): transmembrane transporter activity; ATP binding; ATP hydrolysis activity
Source: RefSeq, a predicted model, not a curated record
GUUUAAGACUGAAUCAGUCCCACUUUCCUUCCAAAAUUUCGACUUAACGAAAAAAAACAAUUAUUGACUGGUUCUUAUCUUUGAAACUUGUAAUUCGUUCAAAGCUACAUAAGAACUUCCACUGACGGUUUUCGAUAUGUGUCAUCUGGUUCCAUGGUCAUAUCUUCAUAUAAGGAAGGCGAGUUUCACAUCAAAUCCAUUAUAGACGGAGAUCGAGCCAAACGUUCUUCUGCAUUUCCUGUGUUUCGUAAGCAAAACCCAGAUUACUCUUGCUUAUUUGUUUGGCAGGUCGGCCUCCCCACCGCAUGCGGUCAUCUAGUAUAUCUUUCCUUUUAAUGCCGCGCAAAUUGGUUUGCUUGCAUCAGAACCAUCAAAUUGUUUAAGCUGUUGUAGUGUUAACUCCAUGAUUGAAUCGAUCCAUAGAUGAAUUUAUUUGAGAAUUUCAGAGAAGAAAGGAAAGGGUCUGGGUUAUUAUACAUUCCUGGAUACAAGAUGCGUCAAUCAUGACCGUGGGAUACACAUUAAGUUAUUGUGGACCAUACAAAUAGAGACCAGAGUCAAGGUAUUUGAGACCUGAACCAUAGGUCAAGUAGUCUGAGUGAGGAUCUCUACAAAGUCUAAAACCAAACCCUGCAUCCAUUUCUCAGAUUUCGAAGGUAGAUUGACAUAGAAAUGUUUAUAAGGAAACCCCCACUUCCUCGGAUGCUCCUAAACAACGGCUCUUGCAUGAGAAAUGCCCAAUUAAUUCUUCGCAACAUCAACGCCUCAGUUCAUGACGGAGGUGCGCUUGUGUUAACAGGAGCAAAUGGUGCAGGGAAAUCCACUUUUUUACGAAUGUUAGCUUGUUUCUCACGACCAUCAGCUGGAGAGAUCCUGUGGAAUGGGCAUGACAUCACGAAGUCAGGAGUUUUUGAGCAAUACAAACUCCAACUCAACUGGUUAUCCCUCAAAGAUGCUGUCAAAGAGAAGUUCACUGUUCUGGAUAACGUUCAAUGGUUUGAAGUCCUUGAAGGAAAGUCUGGUAAAUCAAAGGCAGCUUUGGAACUCAUGGGUCUAGGCCGGCUUAUUAAUGAGAAGGCAAGGAUGCUUUCCAUGGGUCAAAGGAAAAGACUCCAGCUUGCUAGAGUAGUAGCAAUUGACCGUCCAAUUUGGUUGCUCGAUGAGCCGUCAGUGGCAUUGGAUACUGAAGGUGUGAAAUUGCUUGAGCACAUUAUUACUGAGCAUCGAAAGAAAGGUGGGAUCGUGUUCGUCGCAACUCAUUUACCUAUCCAGAUAGAUGAUGCGAUGAUUUUGAGGUUGCCAGAGAGGUUCCCAAGAAGGAAAACCAUGGUGGAUUUGCUUGAUUGAUUAUGAAGUGGUGUAUUGAGAGGGUUACUUGGUGGUUUUGUUUUGUGGUAUUGGGAGAGGGACCUUUUUAGUCAUUGACUGAUCAAUUCACUCAGCCGUCAUUCCCUAUCACGGAGUAUUAGACUCUGGAGACACACCUGGACUUGUAAAAAAACCAAGAACUGUUGAGCAAAAAGGGUCCUUACGUUGAUCAACUGUUGAAAUAAUUAUGAUCAUCUCAUGACAAAGACCAAUAUUUUAUCAAGAGCAUCA